ACAAUCUUUUCUUUUAACUCCUGGCCAUAUUAUUACGCCCCAGUUAAACCUUUAAAACAGGUUUUACAUGUUUUUCAGGGUGUGAAAGAGGAUCAAGGAGACGGCCAAAUGGUGAAACUGUCCAAACAGAACGGAGUGAUGAAGACUGCAGAUGAAGAGGAGAGAAGGGAGAUGAUCACCCCGGCGCUGAGGGAAGCACUGACCAAGCAAGGUUAUAAGUUAAUUGGAAGUCACUCCGGAGUGAAGCUGUGCCGAUGGACCAAGUCUAUGUUACGAGGGAGAGGAGGUUGUUACAAACACACGUUUUACGGCAUCGAGUCGCAUCGCUGCAUGGAGACGACACCCAGCCUGGCCUGCGCAAACAAAUGCGUCUUCUGCUGGAGACACCACACCAACCCGGUUGGCACCGAGUGGCGCUGGAAAAUGGACCCGGCAGAGAAAAUCCUGCAGGACGCCCUGGAGAAGCACCAGAACAUGAUCCGACAGUUCAGAGGCGUCCCUGGAGUGAAGCCGGAGCGAUACGAGGAGGGUUUGGCCGCCAAGCACUGCGCCCUGUCCUUGGUGGGCGAGCCAAUCAUGUACCCAGAAAUCAACACCUUUCUUCGCCUCCUCCACUCUCAUCACAUCUCCAGUUUCCUGGUCACAAAUGCUCAGUUCCCAGAGGAAAUCAGGAACCUGGUGCCGGUGACUCAGCUGUACGUCAGUGUGGAUGCCAGCACCAAGGACAGCCUGAAGAAGAUUGAUCGGCCUCUUUUUAAGGACUUCUGGCCUCGUUUCCUCGACUGCCUCAGGGCUUUGGGAGAGAAAAAGCAGAGGACGGUUUACCGACUGACGCUGGUGAAAGCCUGGAACGUGGAGGAGCUGCAGGCCUACGCCGAGCUUAUUGCUCUGGGUCAGCCCGACUUCAUCGAGGUCAAGGGCGUGACGUACUGCGGGGAAAGCUCGGCCAGCAGUCUGACCAUGGCCAACGUUCCCUGGCACCAGGAAGUGGUCGCCUUCGUCCAGCAGCUGGCUGACAUGCUGCCUCACUACGACAUCGCCUGUGAGCAUGAGCACUCCAACUGUUUGCUCAUCGCACACGAUAAGUUCAAGGUGAACGGCGAGUGGUGGACUUGGAUCGACUACGACCGUUUCCAGGAUCUGGUCCAGGCUCACGAAGACAGCGGCGGACAGCAGAGCUUCUCGGCCUUGGACUACACCGCCAAGACCCCCAGCUGGGCUUUGUUUGGGUCAAACGAACAAGGGUUCGACCCGGCCGACACUCGCUUCCAGCGGCGCAACAAAACCAAAGAUAUCUCUGGAUGCUGAUUCUGAAGAUGACAAUGAAUUUAAAAAAACAGUAAAAAAUUUAUAUCAGCUUUAUUGUUCGGCUCUUCCCUCUUACCUGUUCUGUUUGGAUCUUUAAAUGUAUUUGCAUCGCAGCUGGAUGAACAGAAAAAUUACCUUUUUAUUGUUUCUUUUUUAAAUGGAUGUACAUAAACUGUUCAGCUGUUAAUCUUCUUGAUUUCUCGUUGUUAAACUGGAUUGUCCUUCUUCAGAAAUUGUUUUUUCCAGUUCCUCUUGCUCUUCCUUUCUGCUUGUACUUUUUUCUUAUUCCAAAUUUCUGUUUAAAAGUUUCAUCGCUUUUUUUUUUUUUCUUUCUCUUUCUUUCAUCUCAGGGUCAGGAUUUUUCAAAACAUCCCUCUGGUGUCAGAGUAUUUUAUUUCUCAGUCAACUGCUGUCAAAAUAUUUUGGCCACUUAAAAUAAAUGUGUUUGAAAUAAAAAUUUUAAAAAUGUUUAAAAUCUCAA
This is a messenger RNA of Xiphophorus hellerii (green swordtail), 1789 nucleotides long. RefSeq names its product S-adenosyl-L-methionine-dependent tRNA 4-demethylwyosine synthase TYW1-like. The record is from RefSeq and is a predicted model, not a curated record. The annotation marks the transcript as partial. NCBI's taxonomy places the organism in Eukaryota, Metazoa, Chordata, Actinopteri, Cyprinodontiformes, Poeciliidae. The transcript is spliced from 9 exons. Gene Ontology annotation, molecular function: 4 iron, 4 sulfur cluster binding; catalytic activity. Gene Ontology annotation, biological process: wybutosine biosynthetic process.